AUGAGUAGCGCAAACCUAGAAGGGAAGGAGAGAGAUGGAUGGCACCGUGUUUUCCCAUGCAGAGCCCAGCCGGAGAGGACAAGGGCAGGAGGCACCAUGAGUGGGGGCCCUUCAGGAGGCAGGCCUGGGGGCCGCGGAGGACAAGGGGUUCAGCAGAACAUCCCGUCCACCCUCCUCCAGGACCAUGAGAACCAACAACUCUUUGAGAUGCUCGGACGGAAGUGCUGGACGCUGGCCACUGCGGUUGUUCAGCUGUACCUGGCGCUGCCCCCUGGAGCCGAGCAUUGGACCAAGGGACACUGUGGAGCUGUGUGCUUCGUGAAGGAUAACCCCAAGAAGUCUUACUUCAUCCGCCUUUAUGGCCUUCAGGCUGGCCGGCUGCUGUGGGAACAGGAGCUGUACUCACAGCUGGUCUACUCUGCUCCCACCCCCUUUUUCCACACCUUUGCUGGAGAUGACUGCCAAGCGGGGCUGAACUUUGCAGACGAGGGCGAGGCCCAGGCCUUCCGGAACCUGGUGCAGGAGAAGAUACAAAAACGGAAUCAGAGGCAAAGCGGGGACAGGCGCCAGCUCCCACCUCCACCAGUGCCAGCCAGUGAAGAGAGAAGAGGAGGGCUCCCACCCCUGCCCCCGCACCCAGGUGGAGACCAAGGGGGCCCAGCAGCCAGCCCAGUGUCUCUGGGGCUGGUGACAGUGGACAUCCAGAACCCAGACAUCACGAAUUCACGAUACCGUUCGCUCCCAGCACCUGGGCCUGGCCCAAGUGAUAAGAAACGCUCAGGGAAGAAAAAGAUCAGCAAGUCUGAUAUUGGUGCACCCAGUGGAUUCAAACAUGUCAGCCACGUGGGGUGGGACCCCCAGAAUGGAUUUGACGUGAACAACCUGGACCCAGAUCUGCGGAGCCUGUUCUCAAGGGCGGGAAUCAGUGAUGCCCAGCUCACCGAUGCUGAGACCUCCAAAUUUAUCUAUGACUUCAUUGAGAACCAGGGUGGGAUGGAAGCUGUGCGGAAGGAGAUGAGGCGCCAGGAGCCACUUCCACCGCCCCCACCGCCAUCCCGAGGAGGGAACCAGCCCCCCCGGCCCCCAACUGUGGGGAGUAACAAGGGUCGCUCUGGCCCUCUGCCCCCUGUACCUUCGGGAGGUGCUCCUCCCCCACCAACUCCCCGGGGACCCCCACCCCCGGGCCGAGGGGGCCCUCCGCCACCACCCCCUCCAGCCACUGGACGCUCUGUGCCACCGCCCCCUCCACCCCCUGGAGCUGGGGGUGGACCGCCCAUGCCUCCGCCACCGCCACCGCCACCACCGCCACCACCCAGCUCUGGGGAUGGACCAAUCCCUCCCCCACCCCCUCCUUCUCUGGGGCUUGUGGGGGGCCCGGCCCCUGGUGGGGGUCGGGGGGCACUUUUGGAUCAAAUCCGGCAGGGAAUUCAGCUGAACAAGACCCCGGGGGCCCCAGAGAGCUCAGCGCUGCAGCCACCACCUCAGAGCUCAGAGGGGCUGGUGGGUGCCCUGAUGCACGUGAUGCAGAAGAGAAGCAAAGCCAUCCAUUCCUCUGACGAAGGGGAGGACCAGGCCGGGGAUGAUGAUGAUGAUGAUGAAUGGGAUGACUGAAUCACCACCACCUCUGCUGUUCUGUGCUGGGCUCCCCUGGCAGCCCUCCUCGCCACCC
Messenger RNA from Budorcas taxicolor (takin), 1669 nucleotides. RefSeq names its product WASP actin nucleation promoting factor (gene WAS). NCBI's taxonomy places the organism in Eukaryota, Metazoa, Chordata, Mammalia, Artiodactyla, Bovidae. Gene Ontology annotation, cellular component: plasma membrane. Bases 1 to 1611 code for a protein of 536 amino acids. Gene Ontology annotation, molecular function: actin binding; small GTPase binding. Gene Ontology annotation, biological process: actin filament organization; regulation of Rho protein signal transduction. The record is from RefSeq and is a predicted model, not a curated record. The transcript is spliced from 13 exons.